Molecule: messenger RNA, 2173 nt
Organism: Syngnathus acus (greater pipefish)
Lineage: Eukaryota; Metazoa; Chordata; Actinopteri; Syngnathiformes; Syngnathidae
Gene: mmp21
Product: matrix metallopeptidase 21
Exons: 7
Coding region: 1-2022 (673 amino acids)
Biological process (GO): extracellular matrix organization; proteolysis; collagen catabolic process
Cellular component (GO): extracellular matrix
Molecular function (GO): zinc ion binding; metalloendopeptidase activity
Source: RefSeq, a predicted model, not a curated record
AUGCUGACUUCCAUCCAGCUGAUCACUUCUUUGCUUCUUUGCACGAGCAACAGCGAGAAACUUUUCCACCAUCGCGAUCACUCUGAUUUGCAGAUGUUCAACGGCCAGCAUGCCCAGAGCAUAACGGACAAGUACACAGCAGAGCUGUUCCUCUCCCGAUAUGGCUUCAUGAAGCCGGUGAGGUGGGAGGAGACGCGGGACAGCUACGAGGAUCUGGACUACAGUGAGGGUUUCCUGGACGAGCUCCAAGUGAGCAUCCAGGAGGGGACCUCGGUCCCUGGUUCCAGGGAUCGCCCUUCGCAAGAUGAAAAAAACCAAGCGUUCAGUGCAGCUCUUGAAAACUUCCAGAGGUUGUUCGGCCUGCCGGUGACGGGUGCGCUCGACGACGCCACCAGGGAGGCCAUGAACAAACCGAGGUGUGGCGUCCCCGACAAGGAGGAACCAGAGAACCCCGUUGAAGUGUUCAGCACCGAACCUGAACCCGACCAGACUCUGGCUUUGGAUGUUGAAAACAGGACCAGUGUGGACAUGUUUAACAAGACUGGGAGCAACUACACAACAAGUGACACAUUGCUGAGUGUCGCCAAUGACUCUGAAACAUACCUGGCGAAUGUUAACGGCUCAGUAAGUGGCCUCUCUGACACCAACACCACCGGUUUGGGCUCAGAUUUGACACCAACAAACACCUCCGUGGACAAGAGCUGGGCAAAAACGCGGCCGAGUCCGGCGGUGACACGCAGGAAGCGUCAACUGGCUGCCCUGGUGCACAAGAGCAGGAGACACAAGCGGGACCUGGGUGAGGCGGGACACGUGGCCUUCAGCAAGAACGUCCUGAAGUGGCGGCUGAUAGGCGAAGGCUACAGCAAUCAGCUGUCCAUCGAGGAGCAGCGCUACAUCUUCAGGCUGGCCUUCAGGAUGUGGAGCGAGGUGUCGCCGCUCCAGUUCAUGGAGGACAACCGCUCCCCGCUGGAGGACAUUGACAUCAGGCUGGGCUUUGGCACAGGAAGACAUCUUGGCUGCAAUCAGAGGUUCGAUGGCAGCGGUCAAGAGUUCGCUCACGCCUGGUUCCUGGGCGACAUCCACUUUGACGAUGAUGAACAUUUUACGGCGCCCAAUACCGGCAGUGGAAUCAGCCUCCUUAAGGUGGCAGUUCACGAGAUCGGACACGUUUUAGGGCUUCCCCACAUCUACAGACCUGGAUCCAUCAUGCAGCCCAGCUAUCUGCCCCAGGAGGCUGGCUUUGAAAUGGGCUGGAUGGACAGGAAAGCCAUACAGAACCUCUACGGGGCCUGCAGGGGCCGCUUCAGCACCGUGUUCGACUGGAUCCGACGAGAGAGGACCCCCUACGGCCAGAUGGUGGUCCGCUUCAACACCUACUUCAUGAGGGAGGGCUGGUACUGGCUGUACGAGAACCGCAAUAACCGGACGCGCUUUGGCGACCCGGUACCGCUGCAGAUGGGCUGGCGGGGGCUCCCUGAGGACGGCGUGGACGCCUACGUGCACGUUUGGUCCCAGAAACGAGAUGUCGUUUACUUCUUCAAAGGCACCCAGUUCUGGAAGUACGACAGCGACAACGACAAGGUCGUCACGCAGGACCCUGAGGGCCACCGCUAUCCCAGGAAGAUCUCAGAGGGUUUCCCGGGAAUCUCCGGUCCCAUCGACACGGCCGCUUAUGACCGAAGAGACUCGCGUGUUUACUUCUUCAAAAACACUCUCGUGUACGCCUUUAGCGUGGAGUCCAACGGCGUGGCGCCGGGUUUUCCCAAAGCCAUCCGCGAGGUGUUCCCGCCGGUGUCCAACGGCGACCACCCAGGCGGCAACAUCGACGCGGCUUAUUUCUCAUACGCGCACAACGCCCUCUUCCUCUUCAAGGACCAGCACUUCUGGCAGGUGGCGAACGGCCGCGACCGCCGCCGCCGCCCCUUCCUGCCGCGUAACGGCCUGCUGGCGCACAAGCGAGUGGAGCAGCAGUGGUUCGACAUCUGCAACGUCCACCCCACCGCACUCACGCUGACCCGAUGAAGACGAUUCAACAGUCUCGUCACAGCGCUUUGCACGUUGGGCGACAAAAUGGAAUCAUAUUUUUCUCCGUUUUCCACACAGCACCGGCAAAUAACUAAAUGCAAAGAGCGUGGAUAACAAAAACAAUCCCUUUGUUGGCUACAGUAGAAUU